Messenger RNA from Helobdella robusta, 1211 nucleotides. RefSeq lists its product as hypothetical. Gene Ontology annotation, molecular function: serine-type endopeptidase activity. Lineage: Eukaryota; Metazoa; Annelida; Clitellata; Rhynchobdellida; Glossiphoniidae. The transcript is spliced from 11 exons. Gene Ontology annotation, cellular component: membrane. The record is from RefSeq and is a predicted model, not a curated record. The coding region runs from base 130 to 1158 and encodes 342 amino acids.
UUUUUCCACCAUUUAAAAUAAAAAUUGAACUAAACAGAAACGUGCUUUAUCUUAAAAAUAUCUCAAAAUUCUUCAUUAUUAUUUAUUUUUAUGGAAUUUUAAUUCAUAUUGAAGUAAUCACUUUGAUAAAUGUUUCCUUCUCUCAUUUCGUUAAAAUAUGUGCACUGUCCCUUAAGAAAUGUCCAAAGAAAAGUUACUCAAACAAAGACCUUCCAACAUGUUUUACUCCCUUGUAGACCUUUCAAAGUCAGUUCAAAGGUUAAAGAGGUCGAAAAGGUCGGAGUUCAAAGGGACUUUAAAAAACUCUUCCAACCAUUCUUGUUCACUAUUUCGGUUGGUUGUGUAAGUUAUGUUGGAGCUUCCAUAUGGCAGUACGAAAAUCUUAGAAGGAAGGUGAGGAAGAUCAACGGUGGAGUUGUCGGCGGAGGAGGUGGUGGUGGGUGGUCCUCCUCCACUAUUUAUGGAAAAGCUGGAUCCAUAAGAAGAGAGUUAAACCACUGGUGGAAUGGUUUGUCAGCCGGGGAGCGGACGGUGGUGGCCAUCAUGGCCUUGAACUUCGGGGUUUUCCUACUCUGGAGAGUUCCACAAUUUCAACCUACCAUGAUCAAAUAUUUUACUGCCAGUCCUUAUUCUGGCGCACCAUGCGUCUCAAUGUUCCUCUCCUCCUUCAGCCAUCAUUCAUUCUUCCACCUCUUCGCUAACAUGUACGUUCUCUGGUCUUUCACUCCAUCCAUCAGCGCCAUCUUGGGCCAGGAACAGUUCCUCGCCACCUACGUCACUGCCGCUGUCGUUUCAAGUUUUGGUAGUUACAUCUUCAAAAUAGCUCGUUGUAGUCUCUCCCCAUCCAUAGGAGCUUCAGGAGCCAUAAUGGCUGUGCUGGGCAUGGUCUGCUCCAGGCAUCCAGACGCCCACCUCAGUAUCGCCUUCGUAGACAAACUCAUCCCUCACUCCUUCUCCGCUGGUUCGGCUCUCUAUGGCAUUAUAUUGUUGGACAUGCUGGGGAUUGUGCUGAGGUGGAAGCUGUUCGAUCAUGCGGCUCAUCUUGCAGGAAUGUUCUUCGGAUUGUGGUACCUAACUUAUGGCAACAAAUUAAUAUGGCAGAAGAGGGAACCAAUCAUUACAACGUGGCACAACCUUAGGCACCGACCUAAAGAAUAAAAUAUUUUAAUAUUAAUGAUAAUUAAUAUUUGAAUUUGUUGUUGUUCUUAGUG